Molecule: messenger RNA, 1345 nt
Organism: Lemur catta (Ring-tailed lemur)
Lineage: Eukaryota; Metazoa; Chordata; Mammalia; Primates; Lemuridae
Product: basic proline-rich protein-like
Exons: 4
Coding region: 1-1188 (395 amino acids)
Source: RefSeq, a predicted model, not a curated record
AUGGUCCGGGCGGCCCAGGUGAGCACUUACACAGCCAUCCAGCAGAAGCACCCAAAGGACAAGCGCCGCAAAAUAUGCUUGAAGGUCCAGCCGCGUGGCCAGGAUUACAAUGCGAUGCCGGCCUCAGUGACUAGGGCUACAGCAUCCUGCGUGGUGGGGGUGCCCAGCAGGCGACAGGGGAGAGGGGAGAAAGAACCUGCCCGCAUCUGGGACAUCACACACACUCGGAGCCAACUCGCCGGGAGGACGCUCAGGCUGAAAUGCGCGGUUUGCUUAAAGAGCAGGGCUGGGCCUUCCCCGGUUUCUCCCGGUUCUGAAUGUCGAGGAAGAGAAGAGUUCCCGUUGCCAGGCGGCGUCUGCCACCCCUUCCCCUCUGGGCCCCCCUGUGCGGACCCCCAGGCCUGCCGAGCCCGGGAGGGUGGCGCGGACGCAGGGCUGGCGGGCUGGGGCGGAUGCCGGCGCGGAGGUGGCGGGAGAGACGCGCUGGAACAGAAGGGGGAGAAGGAGCGAGCGGCAAUCCCGCUGCUCCGGGCACGGCAGGCGCUCGCCGGUGCUCGGCUCUGCGGGCUGCGGCCCCGCAACCACUCCCCGGGCCCGCUCCUGCCGCACGGCCGGCCACCGGCUGCUUCCCGCGGCGACGAGCGCUCGGCGGAGCGGUCGCCAUCUCUUCCGGUGGCUUCGCUGGAGCCGGGAGGGGCGGGGAGAGCCCCCUGCCCAUCCCUGCCCAUCCCUGCCCCGCCCCGGCCGCUGCAGUCGCGCCGGGCCGCAGCCCCGCCGGGCGACUCCUCCACCGGCCCCCAGGCCCUCCCCAGCUCCGGGAGAGGAGCCCCGGGCCACCUCGGGCCUCCCUUCGGGGCGUGCGCCGGACCUCAGCCCGAACCCGAUGCAGGAAGAGGCAGGGCGGGGCCGGCCGCGACGCAGGAGCGGGAAGCGAGGCUGGAGAGGGGGCGCAGGGAGCGGGAGGGGCCCCCAGCAUACUCCAGGAGCGGGCGGGAGCUAAACCCCGCCCUCCACACGGAUGUCCCUGUGAACCACAGGAACCACCCAUCUCUGGUCUCGGAAAGACCAACAGGAGGAAUGGAAGGCCCAGCUCCCCUCUCCUCCCCCCAGCCUCCACCACCACCUGCAUAUCCCGGAUCGCAGCCCGCUUGGCUGAACCCCCAGGCCGCUGAGCCGAGCAUAGAUUGAUGUAGCAUAAGUGCUCAAUAAACGCCCAUGGACUUGGCUAGUGGAUGGACUUGCAGGGGACGCUGCUCCAGCAGGAGAGAAAGGAGGCCUGAUGCUCAUCUCCCCUGCCAAGGGGAACCCAAGUGCCGUGGACGCUGCCAGAAUUUGUGGAGGGACC